This is a messenger RNA of Oryza brachyantha (malo sina), 1712 nucleotides long. Its product is annotated as PTI1-like tyrosine-protein kinase 1. The record is from RefSeq and is a predicted model, not a curated record. Bases 257 to 1363 code for a protein of 368 amino acids. The transcript is spliced from 8 exons. Lineage: Eukaryota; Viridiplantae; Streptophyta; Magnoliopsida; Poales; Poaceae. Gene Ontology annotation, molecular function: protein tyrosine kinase activity; ATP binding. Gene Ontology annotation, biological process: protein phosphorylation.
ACGGCGGCUUUAACUCGAGCAGGUGAGCAGGACGCGGAGGCCGUGCCGCCGCCGCCGCCGUCGUCGACGCUGCCGUUGCCGCCCUCCACUCCCUCCCACCUCAAAGCUCCACUUCGGCUCUCCUCUAGCACUGCGGCCCCGUCCCCCCCUGGUGGUGCCUCGAAUUCUCUGUCGCGCCAUCACCAUCGGACGAACCCCCCUCUGGUGAGUGGCGACUGAUUUCGUUUUGCUGGUAUUGAAGUGGCGAGGAGGCAAAAUGAGGCAGUGGUUCUGUUGUAAUUGCCACUUUGACGAGGAGGAUGACCAUGGGAAGGAGCGCUCCAAUGCUCAGGGCAACAAGACAGAUGCGAAGCAAAAAUCUUCAAAACCUCCUGUUAGUCAACCUGAACCAGAGAUUGCCCCGCUUACAAUUGAUGUCCCUGAAUUGUCACUGGAGGAUUUAAAACAAAAAACCGACAAUUUUGGAUCAAAUGCUCUGAUUGGUGAAGGUUCAUAUGGACGAGUGUACCAUGCCACUUUGGAUGAUGAGAGGCAAGCAGCAGUUAAAAAACUGGAUGCAUCUGAAAAUGAGCCUAAUGAUGAAUUCUUGAAACAGGUCUCUCUGGUGUCAAAGCUAAAACAUGAAAAUCUUGUUGAGAUGUUGGGUUACUGUGUGGAGGGCAACUAUCGUAUACUGGCAUACGAAUUUGCGACCAUGGGUUCCCUUCAUGAUGUUCUUCAUGGAAGAAAGGGAGUUCAAGGUGCACAGCCUGGUCCUGUACUUGAUUGGACGCAGAGGGUAAAAAUUGCUAUAGAGGCAGCAAAAGGCUUAGAGUACCUGCAUGAGAAGGUUCAGCCUUCAAUCAUUCAUCGGGACAUCAGAUCAAGCAAUGUACUUCUCUUUGAGGACUUCAAGGCAAAAAUUGCAGAUUUCAAUCUCUUGAAUCAAGCUCCAGAUAUGGCAGCACGCCUCCAUUCAACUCGUGUAUUAGGAACCUUCGGAUAUCAUGCACCAGAAUAUGCUAUGACUGGCCAGCUGACACAGAAGAGUGAUGUCUACAGUUUUGGUGUAGUUCUUUUGGAACUUCUGACUGGAAGGAAACCAGUUGAUCACACAAUGCCUCGGGGGCAGCAAAGUCUAGUCACUUGGGCUACUCCUAGAUUAAGUGAAGACAAGGUAAAGCAAUGUGUAGAUCCUAGGUUAAAGGGUGAAUAUCCUCCAAAGGGAGUUGCUAAGCUUGCUGCGGUGGCAGCUCUUUGCGUCCAAUACGAAGCAGAGUUCAGGCCCAACAUGACCAUUGUUGUCAAGGCGCUCUCUCCUCUGCUUCAACAAAAACCAGCUGCACCAGCUGCCUCAGAGCCGCCGGCAGCAACUGAGAAUUAAGAUGUUAGCUCACGGUGGAAUUCCUUGGACAUGCGAGUUCCUAAUCAGCGCAUUCUGUGUGUAGUUGCGAGUGGUUUAAGCGUUUCUUUUGUGGGGUUUCUCAACUGGAUGCAGAUUACAUGGAUUUCUCUUUGCCUUUUGUUGCCACCUUAGGCUUGUGGUUUGAGAUUUGUGCUGUACAUUGGUCUGUAGGUUCAAAGGAUGUUGGUUCUUUUUUUCACAAGACUGCAUUCAGAGGUGUCAAAUACCUAGAUGCAAUAUGUUCUGAAUUCAUAUACGGCAGUGUGGUUGCAACAAUCUACUAUUGUUUUUUUGGGUCCCGGCAGUGCGGUUGCAGGGACAGAGCAUA